GAGAAGCUCAACCCUGACCGGGCGCGUGUUGACAUUCAAAUGAGGCCCGGCCCCCGGCCCCCGGCCCCCGCCUCCCUUCUGUGGUGGUGGGAAUCAGCGAGCAGAGAGCCCGGGAAGCUGCUGCCCCGAAAAGCUGGGGGGAGCUCCCCACCGGGGGAGGAGGGCCCAGGGUGGCCCCCCCACCUAUCUCCCCCAUGGCCAGCGAGCCGUGGUUCGGGGGGCUGCUGCCUGCGGGGGUCCGAGACCCCCUCCCAGCGGGAGACUCGGUCCCCGGACCAGCUCCUGCCCCACACAGUGGAGUCGAAACCCCUUGGCCUGUGGCCCCUGGCCGAACUGGGGCUCCGGUCGAUGCGGAGCCUGGCGGGCCUGCCCCAGGGCAGCCUAUGGCUUCAGCCACACUGCCUGGCCCGCCCCCUGGCCCUGCCCCCGGCCCUGCGCUCCUGCCCCUGGAGAGUAUGUUCAGCCCCAUCACGGAACAGCUCCGCUACCUGCUCAAGAAAGCGGAAGAUUUCCAGAGCUACCUGCUCUACAGCAGAGACCGGGUCCAGAAGGAGCAGUUGGCCAAGGCGAUGCCAACUUUCCUGCAGAUGUGCCAGCCUUACUUCCUGUACCUGGAGUCUGCUGCCAGGGGCAUGCCUCCGAUUCAUGGGGCCCUACAAGAGCUGGUUCGGAAAAGGCUGCUAGAAAUCUCCCAACAGCUGGCCCUUAGGCUGGAGCAGCUGGUGCUUAUGUAUGCCUCCUUCGGGUUUGUGGUACUGGAAGAGACUGAUCCCCUCAGUGUCUCCUGUUUUUUCUGUGGAAAAUUCUCACUGGGCCCCUCCCAUCAAGUGUCAGUUUUCCGAUACUGCUCCCCAGCCCCUUACACAGCUGGCCGACUGCCCAGAUACCUGUAUAAGAAGAUGCGAUGGAAUCUAGAAGCUAGUCCAGAGACCAGCAACAGGGGACAUGGGCCUCAUGUAGAAUACUACUUCCUGUGUUAUCGAGAUACUUGGGAGGACACGGGCAAGAGUCCUGCCAACUCUUGUGCCCAGAUUCAAAAGCUCUGGUCCAUUGGGCGAUGGGUGCCCCUGGGCCCAGGUCAAGAUGGCUCCUCGGAUAUCUAUUCUUGGAUCCUGUGCCCUCAGCCCCCGGGGGAAUACCAGCAGCUGCUGACCAUAGGCUUUGAGGAGCCGUCACACACCCUGGCCACCGAUCUGCUGGUACAGAUUCUCACGGGCCAAGCCGGGAGCGCAGGACGAGCCCCAAGUGCGGCCACGGGUCCCCCUGGGUGGCCCGGGGCUCCCGGGCCCUGAGUCCUUGGCUGCCCUCGGUUCUGGCUAUGGGGGAAAGGGGUGGGGGCGGGAGAGGGGCGGGGAUCCUCUAGCCGUCUACCCCGCAUGUAGCAAAGUCAGGGAGGGCAGGGAUGUGGCGACUCCCCCGAGAAUGGAUAGAUGGCUCUGUUCGGGUUUAAUAAAGAGAGAACGAGUUCAGAGGUGCCUCUGUCUGAGCAGCGCUGGCCUGGGAGCGGCGUCCCUCCCGUCGAGAAAGCUCCACCACCCAGGCGAAGGGGAAGGGGUGGAGAUGGGGGCGGGCAAACUAUCAAGGGAUUGAAAAGGAGUGGUACACAUUCCCGGAGCGGGAGGGAGGAGGUAGCGCAUGCUCAGUUGGGCACUCGAAGCCAAACGGAAACGCCCGCGCCCAUACACAUCCGGAAACUGGAGCUCUUGGCCGCAAAGUUGAUUGAUCGGCUCGCGCUCCUUUUCUGUAUUUGGUAAUCUAAUCUGGUCAACCGAGGGAUCACCGGGCUUCUGCAAGGGAUGCAGGAAAGGGGGACACAUUUUUAGACGUGAAACGAUCUCUUUCGAAGAAAGACCACUUCCAGAUGUAAUCGAUUCCUGGCUCGGGAGGGAUAGGACGUGGGUUCGAAUUUUGACUCUGCUUCUGAGUUGCUGCGUCACCCUGGGAAAGUUCCAUUCUUCUCUACCGGGCCUCUUUACCCCACUUGGAAAUAAAAGGGUUGGACUAGUUAACUCCGAA
Messenger RNA from Monodelphis domestica (gray short-tailed opossum), 2016 nucleotides. RefSeq names its product chromosome 3 C19orf67 homolog (gene C3H19orf67). NCBI's taxonomy places the organism in Eukaryota, Metazoa, Chordata, Mammalia, Didelphimorphia, Didelphidae. The record is from RefSeq and is a predicted model, not a curated record.